AUGGCCACUAUCUCCAUCUCAACCAUCUUCACAUUUCCUCUCCUCCUCCUCCUCUUCCUCCCAAUCAAAGCUGACUACUUUCUUCCAUCUUCGACGACAAUCGAAUACCGACAAAUAGAAGGCGACGCCAUUGCUGCCCUGCAACGCAACCACAGCGUUUUUGCUCCUUACCGCACCUGCUCUAAUUGCAAGUGUUGCUCGCCUGACGACUCCAAGAUCUGCUCGAUGAUGAAAUGCUGCUUCGGCAUAGUCUGUAACUUACCAAACAAGCCUUUUGGGUAUUGCUCAUUCAUGCCUUUGUCUUGCCACUGUAACUCUUGUAACUGA
Molecule: messenger RNA, 327 nt
Organism: Dendrobium catenatum
Lineage: Eukaryota; Viridiplantae; Streptophyta; Magnoliopsida; Asparagales; Orchidaceae
Exons: 1
Coding region: 1-327 (108 amino acids)
Source: RefSeq, a predicted model, not a curated record